AUGGAGGCCCAAUCAGAUGCAAGCUAUUGGUAUGGGUACUGUUCAGCUGUCGAGAGGUGUUCAGUAGCCACUGAGAGGCCGUGGUCAGCAUGCACUGUGUCUGAGACUUUAGGUAUAAUGGUUGAAACCACUAUGAGUGAGGUUACUGUGUUGAGUCCAUUAGGGCAGUCAGUGAAGGUAAAUAAAUUGUUCAGAGAUGUACCUUUGGAGGUUCAAGGAACCAUUUUUUUGGCAGAUUUAAUGGAACUUCCUUUUGGAGAAUUUGACUUAAUACUGGAUAUUGACUGGCUGCUUAAGCAUCAAGUGAAUUUAGAUUGUGCUACUAAAUGGGUGGUACUGAAAACUGUGGAGGGUGAUGAGGGUUGUAAGGCGUAUCUAGCCUACAUUGGUGUUUCAGAUUUUGAAGUUUCCUUAGUUAAAGAUAUCAGAAUAGUCAAAGAAUUUCUGGAUGUUUUUCCUGAUGAACUACCUGGGAUACCUCCAAACCGUGAAGUUGAAUUUGGGAUAGAGCUCCUGCCUGGUAUAGCUCCGGUGUCUAUCACCCCUUAUAGAAUAGCACCAAAGGAGCUUGUGGAGCUAAAACCUCAGAUUUAA
Messenger RNA from Gossypium arboreum, 594 nucleotides. RefSeq lists its product as uncharacterized. The transcript is spliced from 3 exons. Bases 1 to 594 code for a protein of 197 amino acids. The record is from RefSeq and is a predicted model, not a curated record. NCBI's taxonomy places the organism in Eukaryota, Viridiplantae, Streptophyta, Magnoliopsida, Malvales, Malvaceae.